This is a messenger RNA of Arabis nemorensis, 675 nucleotides long. The record is from the annotation of a GenBank genome assembly. Lineage: Eukaryota; Viridiplantae; Streptophyta; Magnoliopsida; Brassicales; Brassicaceae.
AUGUCUUCUCCUUUGGUUGGUCCACCGGAGCUCCGAGAGCCUGUCACCGGAAAACGCAAAACAUCUUCUGGUCCAAGCGAUCCAUUCAUGGACGCGAUGGUCUCAAACUUCAACAAAUCAUCCAAAGUCAAGGAUCACUCUUCUCCUCGUAGAGGCCUGACCGAGAACGGAGCGGACACAUAUCUCUCCGCCGGUAAUCCUUGCCUCGACUUCUUCUUCCAUGUCGUUCCAAGCUCCUCCAAGAAAGACAUUGAGGAGAGACUCAUCGCGGCUUGGGACCACGACGCUUUAACCACUCUAAAGCUUAUAUAUGUAACCUUCGUAAAGUCCGAGGUACCGGAAAAUCCGACAAGCAAGGGUUUUACACGGCGGCUUUAUGGCUCCAUGGUUGUCAUCCCAAAACCCUCGCUUGUAAUCUCGAACCCCUCUCGAAAUUUGGUUACUUUAAGGAUUUCCCUGAGCUUCUUUACCGCAUUCUACAAGGCCAUGAGAUCCAGGAAAAGCCAGAGAAUAUCUAGAGGAACUAGUGGAAGAGCUCCGAUCUCUAAUCCUGGUCGUGGAAGCGGUGACGUUCGCCAGAAAAGCCGGAAAAAGAAGCGGACGAGGGAGCUGAGGAUAGCGAACGCAGAGAAAAGGAACCAAGUGGAGAAAGAAAAAGCGAGUUUGGAUCGAUAG